Molecule: messenger RNA, 2040 nt
Organism: Closterium sp. Naga37s-1
Lineage: Eukaryota; Viridiplantae; Streptophyta; Zygnematophyceae; Desmidiales; Closteriaceae
Source: the annotation of a GenBank genome assembly
AUGACGCUGCGUAUGGAUGGACCCUCCUUGCCCCCUGCGUGCUUGCUUCUGAGAAGCUUCUCCAGGGGGCGAUAUGGAGCAGAAGCAGAAGCAGUGGCGCAGCGAUAUGGAGUCGCGAAGAGAGAUCUCCUCGACCCAUCGGCGAGCGACAUAGCAGUGUGGCUGGCGUUAGGCGAGGCACACAUAGUGGCGGAUACCAAGCGCGCCUUGCUUGACGCCGCGGAAGCUGUAGCCCAGAGAUAUGGGGUAGCAAAACGCGAUCUGCUCGACCCAUCAGCCAGCGACACAGCAGUGCGGCUGGCACUGGGAGAGGCCCACAUAGUGGCGGACACCAAGCGCGCCCUGCUUGACGCCGGCAUCGAUGUGGCCCUCAUGGAGCAAUUCGCCACCGCCGCCACCGCUGCUGCCGCUGCCAAAGCAGCUGGGAAGAAGGAUGCCAAGGUGGAUGGCGGUGCUAGUGGUGGUGGUGGUGUUAGCAGCUUGGCGCGCAGCAGGAGUGUGAUUCUGGUGAAGAAUCUGCCCUUCAAGGUGGAGGCGGGCGAGCUCGUGGGGCUAUUCCAGCGGUUCGGACCGGUAGCGAGGUUUGUGCUGCCACCCACCAAUACCGUUGCAUUGGUACAGAUGGCUGAUUCUGCUGAUGCCAAGAGGGCCUUCAAAGGCCACGUGGAGAUGGCUGAUUCUGCUGAUGCCAAGAGGGCCUUUAAAGGCCUUGCUUAUAAAAGAUACCAGCACGUGCCACUCUACCUCGAAUGGGCACCAGAAGGAAUCUUCCUAGAACUCGCAGCACCGUCAGACGCACCAGCUCAGGCAAACAUAACAGCAGCUGUAGCAGCAGUAGCAGCAGCAGCAUCUAGGGAGGCGGGCAGGGGGGCAGGAGAGGGAGGAGCAAGGGAAGGGAAGGAGGGAGGUGGAGUGAAGAGUAUAAAGAAGCAGGGAGCGGUGGGGCUUUUACAUGUGGUGGUGGAUGGGAAGGCGGCGAGGCGCAUGGUUGCUGAGGCGGAGAUGGUGGGGGGAGUGGGGGGGAGAGAUGGGGGAGGAGAGGGGGCGGAAGGGCAUGCAGUAGAAGGGGAGGAGGACGGACAGGAAGCAGGGAGCAGUGGGUUGCUGAGGCUGGUGGUGGAUGGGAAGGCAGCCAUGCGCAUGGUUGCUGAGGCGGAGUUGGUGGGGGGAGUGGAGGGCCUACAAGACACAGUGGCGAAGAACCUGAGCUUCAAUCCCCCCCCUUUCCUCUUCCAUUGCCUUCCUGUCUCCUCUCUCCCUCCCUCCGCACUUGCAGUUUCCCCUCACUCGCCCCCGUUGGCCACCACCAUGUCAGCCCAUGAGCCAACAAUCCACAGUGUGUUUGUGAAGAACCUAAGCUUUGCCACAACAGAGGCGCAGCUUAAGGAGCACUUGGAGAAGCUCCUCAGAAGCAAGCAAGCAGGAGCGGAUGGGAAGGGCCCAGCGAUUCGUAGCAUCACGAUAAAGAAGCGGGUGCGGAACGGCACGCAGCUAUCCAUGGGGUUCGGAUUCGUGGAGUUUGGCUCAGUGCUUGCUGCACACCGCGCUGCAGUCUGCGGGCACAGGGAUUUCCCUUCAGAACUGCUGCCUGACUGCCCUCCACUUCACAACCACCUUCCCCUCUCCCCUCCCCACCAGCUCAUGAGCAUGCGGCUGCCAUGCAUUUUAAGUAGGGGGUACAAGUUGUUUGCAACAAGGAGGGAGGCCGAGAGUACCUUUGAUGAGCUCAAGAGUACCCGUCUGUACGGCUACCACCUUGUGUUCUACCUCUUGCUUCUCCUCUCCCCUCCUCCCUCCCCUCUUCUGCAGCUGAAAAGCAUGCAGCUGCCACGCAAGUUUGACGGGGGGCACAGGGGGUUUGUGUUUGUGGAGUUUGCAACAAAGAGAGAAGCAGAGAGUGCAUUUGAUGCGCUCAAGAGCACUCACCUGUAUGGCCGCCAUCUUGUGCUUGAAAGGGCCAAGGAGGGCGAGGAGCUCGACGAGCUACGUGCCAAAACUGCCGGCCAGUUUCUUGACGGGGGGGCGGGCAGCGUGCGGUAG